GGGGGCGGCGCUCAGCCGGUGCGGUGCCGUGCCGGUGCCGGUGCGGUGCCGGUGGCGGUGCGGCGAUGGCGUACGACGAGAAGCUGGCCCGGUUCCGGCAGGCUCACCUCAACCCCUUCAACAAGGGCCCCGAGCCUCCCGCCGGGGGGGGACCCGAGGAGCCGCCCCCCGGUGCCCCCCCGCCGGCUGCCCGGCGGCCGGAGCCGUGCCCGGGGGACGCCGAGAGCCCGGAGCGCCCCAUGGACCUGGGGCUGGCCGAGGACCACUUCUCGCGGCCCGUGGGCCUGAUCCUGGCGCCCGACGUGCGGCAGCUGCGCCGCGCCAUCGAGGAGUGCAAGCGGGCCAUCCUGGCGCUGCCCGAGCACUCGGAGCGGCAGAAGGACGCCGUGGUGCGCCUCAUCCACCUCCGGCUCAAGCUGCAGGAGCUGCAGGACCCCGACGAGGAGGAGCCCAACAUCCGCGUGGUGCUGGAGCACCGCUUCUACAAGGAGAAGAGCAAGAGCGUCAAGCAGACGUGCGACAAGUGCAGCACCAUCAUCUGGGGGCUCAUCCAGACCUGGUACACCUGCACAGGGUGCUACUACCGGUGCCACAGCAAGUGCCUGCCCCUGGUCACCAAGCCCUGCGUCAGGUCCAAGGUGAGCCACCAGGCCGAGUACCAGCUCAGCAUCUGCCCUGAGAGCGGGCUGGACAGCCAGGACUACCGCUGCGCCGAGUGCCGGGCACCCAUCGCCCUCCGGGGGGUGCCCAGUGAGGCCCGGCAGUGCGACUACACCGGCCUCUACUACUGCAGCAGCUGCCACUGGAACGACCUGGCCGUCGUCCCCGCCCGCGCCAUCCACAACUGGGACUUUGAGCCCCGCAAGGUGUCGCGCUGCAGCAUGCGGUACCUGGCGCUGAUGGUGUCGCGGCCCGUGCUGAAGCUGCGGGAGAUCAACCCCCUGCUCUUCAACUACGUGGAGGAGCUGGUGGAGAUCCGGAAGCUGCGCCAGGACAUCCUGCUGAUGAAGCCGUACUUCAUCACCUGCAAGGAGGCGAUGGAGGCACGGCUGCUGCUGCAGCUGCAGGACCGGCAGCACUUUGUGGAGAACGACGAGAUGUACUCGCUGCAGGACCUCAUCGACAUUGAGGCCGGGCGCCUGAGCUGCUCCCUGACCGAGAUCCACACCCUCUUCGCCAAGCACAUCAAGCUGGACUGCGAGCGCUGCCAGGCGAAAGGCUUCGUGUGCGAGCUCUGCAAGGAGGGCGACGUGCUUUUCCCCUUCGACAGCCACACCUCGGUGUGCACCGACUGCUCCGCCGUCUUCCACAGGGACUGCUACUACGACAACUCCACCACGUGCCCCAAGUGCGCCCGGCUCAGCCUGCGGAAGCAGUCCCUCUUCCAGGACUCCGUGGCCGAGGCAGAGCCCUAGGGAGGGCCCAGCCCCAGGCGUGGGCUCUGCAGGCUCCCAGCCCGUGGCCCCGGCUCUGCCGCGAGCGCGCCAGCGGAGCCGGAGGAACGGGCUCUGCCAGGAAGGGCAAGGGUGCCAGGACGGGGCUGAGGCUGCCCUGGAUUUCUCUCCAUCUCCACGCGCUCCCAAAGGGCUGGGCAGGGUGUGCGGGAGGAGAGCCGGGAGCUGGGGGGGGGGGGGGUCCUGCCCUGGGGGGGCUGCCGGCAGCCACCGUGCAUGGCCCUGCCUGGUUGGACACUACCUGCUUGGAUGCUGCUGGCGUGGGGGAAAUACCACUUGGUUUUGUUCCCCCUGCUCCAUGGGACACACUUUAGCACAGUGAAGGACAGGGCCAAGGGGUUGGGGGGAAAGAGGGGGGGGGGAGUUAAGGGCAGUGCCCGUGUGUGACACUACGGCAGGGGUCCUGCACGCUGCUGGUCCCCCCCCACUCUCGCGGUUGCUCGCUGCUGCUCGUGGAAGCCCCCACUGCGUGUGGCCCCCCACCCGUGUCCUGUCCCCCAACACUGCUCCUGCAACACUCGCCCGGU
Cygnus atratus (black swan) is the source of this 1981-nucleotide messenger RNA. RefSeq names its product differentially expressed in FDCP 8 homolog (gene DEF8). The coding region runs from base 66 to 1415 and encodes 449 amino acids. The record is from RefSeq and is a predicted model, not a curated record. The transcript has 10 exons. Lineage: Eukaryota; Metazoa; Chordata; Aves; Anseriformes; Anatidae.